Molecule: messenger RNA, 462 nt
Organism: Rhizophagus irregularis DAOM 181602=DAOM 197198
Lineage: Eukaryota; Fungi; Glomeromycota; Glomeromycetes; Glomerales; Glomeraceae
Biological process (GO): peptidoglycan catabolic process; cell wall macromolecule catabolic process
Molecular function (GO): lysozyme activity
Source: RefSeq, a predicted model, not a curated record
AUGCGUCGUGCUCAAAACGUCAACAAGGAAGGUUUGGAUCUUAUUGAGGGAUUUGAAGGUUUCUACCCUAAUUUUUACAAAGAUCCAGUGGGCAUAAAAACUAUCGGCUAUGGUCAUGCAUGCCACGUUCAUGAUUGUAGUAAAAUUCAGGCUCCCAUCAGUCUCGCUGAAGGAGAAACAUUGCUCAAAUCGGAUUUAGCCGUUUUCGAAUCAUGUGUUGAGUCACUCACUCGGACUAAUCUAAAUCCCGAUCAGUUCUCUGCCUUGGUUUCAUUUACCUUCAACCUUGGUUGUGGUGCUUAUCAAAAAUCCACAUUACGUAGGAAGCUUAACGCUGGUGAUACCAAAGGUGCUUCCUUGGAAUUUGCAAAAUGGGUCUAUGGUGGUGGGAAAAAAUUGCCCGGUUUGGUGAGACGUCGUAAUGCCGAAAGGGAUUUAUUUUGUAAGAGUGGUGGCUGUUAA